AUGGUGAUGAUGUGGCACCUCCUUUGGCCUUCUGUCCUCCUGGGAUUGUUUUUCAACAUUUUCCCAGCAUGCCCUCUGGAAAUCCAGACGGAAAAGAACCACUACUAUGUUGCCAGGGGGUCAAGUGUCCAGCUACCUUGUGCGUACACUCAUACCGUGGACUCUCAGCAGUACACGGAAGUCUUGUGGAGUAUCGUAUCCGCAGACCGAGACGAGCAGCCCAUCAUUUGGUUUACAGGCAACCGUUUGUAUUCCGAUUUGUACAAACCAAUGGAGGGAAGGGUACACUUCACAUCAGCGAAUCCCCAAAAUGGAGACGCAUCUAUUAACAUCAAAGAUGUACGUUUGUCGGACAUGGUGAUGUACCGCUGUGCGGUGAAGAAGUUACCAGAACUGGACCAGAAGGACUUAGACCUGACAGUCAUGGAGGCACCCAGUCAGCCUCUGUGCAGUGUGGAUAAAGAAGACAACAGUACGACGUUCAAAUGCAGAUCUCUGCACGGCACCCCACCUUUGCAUUACAUCUGGUCCAAGACCAGCGGAAAUAAGGUCUUGCCUACUCAGGCCAUUGCAGACCCCACAGGAGCCACCUUGCAUUGGAACAUCACCGAGCGGGAGUGUGGAAGCUAUCGCUGCACAGUGGAAAGUAUGGUGGGCACCAAACACUGUGACCUUCACCUCGACUGUUCGCUGCCCCAGCCCAACAUUGUGAGCAGUCCACGAUUGCUGACAACCACUGCAGUCGUUGCCAUCGUCGUCACUGUCACCGCGCUCUUCAUUGUCACACUUGUCAUUGCCGUAUUCCUCUACCGCAAACGAAAACAACAAUCCCACGACAUUGAAAGAGAAAUAUAA
Messenger RNA from Nerophis lumbriciformis (worm pipefish), 855 nucleotides. Lineage: Eukaryota; Metazoa; Chordata; Actinopteri; Syngnathiformes; Syngnathidae. The record is from RefSeq and is a predicted model, not a curated record.